Centropristis striata (black sea bass) is the source of this 2716-nucleotide messenger RNA. It is a transcript of the gene mtg2, whose product is annotated as mitochondrial ribosome-associated GTPase 2. Gene Ontology annotation, molecular function: GTPase activity; magnesium ion binding; GTP binding. Gene Ontology annotation, cellular component: mitochondrion. The transcript is spliced from 6 exons. The record is from RefSeq and is a predicted model, not a curated record. NCBI's taxonomy places the organism in Eukaryota, Metazoa, Chordata, Actinopteri, Perciformes, Serranidae. The coding region runs from base 8 to 1249 and encodes 413 amino acids.
AGAAUAUAUGAUGUCUGUCACAAUGUUGGCGACGCUGCGGAGGGUUAAAAGCCCUCGGUGGCUUUCUCCAGACAUACUUUUAGGAUACACACUAGGACAAGACAUCAGAAGAAACGGGUCGAGCUUUUCUCCAGGACCAGCAGCGUGCAGGCGGACAGUCAGCACCUCCUGCUCUCUGCACGCCAAAGUCCGAGGAAACCACCAGAAGAGAGAGCUGUCUGAGAAGAAGCUGACCCGUCACUUCAUAGACCAUCGCCGUGUGAAGCUGGUGGCUGGCUCAGGUGGAAAAGGGGCCUGCACCUUUCACAGCGAGCCGCGAAAAGAGUGGGGUGGACCAGACGGAGGGAACGGAGGUGAUGGAGGAAGCAUCAUCAUCAAGGCUGACAAGUUUGUCAAAUCAUUGGCGCAGGUAGUUCCAUUUUACAAGGGAGACGACGGCCAAUCAGGGAGCAGCAAAAACUGUUACGGCAAGAAUGGCAGCACAACAUAUAUUACUGUACCAUUAGGCACUGUGGUGAAGGAAGAGGGCAAGAUAGUAGUGGACCUUUCUGAGCACGGCCAGGAGUUUAUUGCUGUGUUUGGAGGAGCCGGUGGGAAGGGAAAUCGAUUCUUUCUGUCCAAUGAGAUCCGUGCCCCAAUAAAAGCAACACCAGGAGCGAUGGGCGAGGAGAGGGUCCUCCAUAUGGAGCUCCGCACCAUGGCCCAUGCUGGACUGGUGGGGUUUCCUAAUGCUGGGAAAUCAUCAUUGUUGAGGGUCAUCUCCAAUGCCAGGCCUGCUGUGGCUGCUUACCCUUUUACAACAUUAAACCCACAUGUAGGAAUCGUCAAUUACAGGGAUCAUGAGCAAAUCGCAGUUGCUGACAUCCCCGGCAUCAUUCGAGGAGCCCAUCUUAACCGAGGCCUUGGCAUCUCUUUUCUGCGUCAUAUCGAGCGCUGUCGUUUCCUCCUCUAUGUUCUGGACCUGUCGGCUCCGGAGCCCUGGACCCAGCUCCAGCACUUGCGUUAUGAACUGGACCAGUAUGAGCCUGGUCUGUCCCUGCGGCCUCAGGCCAUCAUAGCCAACAAAAUGGACCUGCCCGAGGCCCGGGAGAAGCUCGAGACUCUAAAGAGCCACGUCACCCAGCGGGUCAUCCCUGUGUCGGCUCUCACAGGACACAACACAGAGGAGCUCAUUCUCCACCUCAGAGAGAUGUAUGAUGGCUACCUGCAAGGAGAAGGUAGUGAGGAAGGCAAACCCACCAGGUGGUAGUAAAAAAAAAUUUCCUCUAGCUCUAAUUAUAUGUUUUCUAUGAUGUACACUACUGGUCAAAAGUUUUAGAACACACCAACUUUUCCAGAAUUUAAUUGAAAAUGAUGCAGUUUAAUGUCUCAGUGUACUCUGAAAUUAAUGCACAUUUGCAACAUUUAAAAUUCUUUGAGCAUGAUAGUGUUUUGAAAGUAAAAAAAAAGAUUCAAAAUCACAUUUUAUGUUGGACUUAAGGAUUAAAAAAAAGACACCAAAGGACACAAAAUGACUAAAAAAAGACACAAAAUGACCAAAAAAAGACACAAAAUGACCAAAAAAAGACACAAAAUGACAAAAAAAGACACCAAAAGACACAAAAUGACUAAAAAAAGACACAAAAUCACCAAAAAAAGACACAAAAUGACCAAAAAAAGACACAAAAUUACAAAAAAAGACACAAAAUUACAAAAAAAAGACACAAAAUUACAAAAAAAGACACCAAAAGACACAAAAUGACUAAAAAAAGACACAAAAUGACUAAAAAAAGACACAAAAUGACUUACAAACACAUGAAAAGAAUUAAAAAAUGGACAAAAUAGCCCAAGACUCCAUAGAGUUAAGUUGUUAACCCAUUUCUAAAACUAAAAAAAGACACAAAAUGACCAAAAAAAGACACAAAAUGAUCAAAAAAAGACACAAAAUGAUCAAAAAAAGACACAAAAUGAUCAAAAAAAGACACAAAAUGACUAAAAAAAGACACAAAAUGACUGAAAAAAGACACAAAAUGACUUACAAAGACAUGAAAAGAAUUAAAAAAUGGACAAAAUAGCCCAAGACUCCAUAGAGUUAAGUUGUUAACCCAUUUCUUGUUCCCUGAAAAAGGCCUACUUGUAUAAUUCUGAAUGUACAUUAUUUUUCAGUUUUGGUUAAGCUUACCUUUUUUUAUUUACCUCUGGCAGUUCACCACUUACCUUUGUACCCUUUCAAGCUGUUCAUUUGACUUGAACUGCUUGAAUUUCAAUAAAAAACUGGAAAAAUUGGGGUGUUCUAAAACUUUUGACUGGUAGUGUAUAUGUUUAUACUGGGCUAUAUAGAAUGCUUUUACAUUGAUUAAUAAAUAUAUGAACCAAAAAAUUCAACAUUUGUGUUUAUUUUUGACUUUCAACAUUUUCUCAAUAGACUGAAAUAUUCUUUAGAGUUUCUUGAAACCUUUAAUAUACCAAUACAGCGUUUUUGCUGCACAACAACGGUGACGCAUAACAUGGUAAGGGAAUAAAUAAACUUUCAAAUGUUAGGUUUAACAACUGCCUGGCUGAGUCAGCCUGUUGAGACAAAUGCAUACUCAAAAUUCAGACUGUAGUUAGAUAUUAGUGUGCAUAAAGUACAUUAUGAGAAAAGGCCAAAAACUGUGGGGUUGCUUGAGGAAAUGCGGUGUCAUUUAGACCAGUUAUUUUCAACCUUGGGGUCGGGACCCCAAUUGGGGUCGCGAGA